Molecule: messenger RNA, 1402 nt
Organism: Crotalus tigris (Tiger rattlesnake)
Lineage: Eukaryota; Metazoa; Chordata; Lepidosauria; Squamata; Viperidae
Gene: PHYH
Product: phytanoyl-CoA 2-hydroxylase
Exons: 9
Coding region: 111-1127 (338 amino acids)
Biological process (GO): fatty acid alpha-oxidation
Molecular function (GO): phytanoyl-CoA dioxygenase activity
Source: RefSeq, a predicted model, not a curated record
GCCUGCCUUCUCCGCCCCCUUUUCCCGACUACAUCCUAGCCCGACCAGCGGCCUCCAAGAGUCGAAGCGUCCGGUUGGCUUGCUCGCUAGCUGCUCGCCGAGGACGCGCCAUGGAGAGCUUAGCGAACCAACCCAGCGCGCCCCUCCGGCUGGGGAUUUUGCUCCGGCACCUGGUUCCCCACGCCGGAUUCACACCAUUUCCUACUUCAGCCCAAGUUGCUCCUGCGACAUGCCUAACGCAGUUCCGUUAUACCUUGGAUAAUAGCAUCCUAACUCUAGAGCAAAGACGUUUUUAUGAGGACAAUGGAUAUCUUCUCAUCAAAAAUCUGGUGGCUGAUGAAGAUAUUGACCGCUUUGGAGAGGAAUUUGUAAAGAUAUGCAGGAAGGAAGUGGAGGUACCUGGGAUAACCAUCAUGAAAGAUAUCGCAAUUGCCAAGUCUGCUGCUAAUGAGAAUACAGUUUCAAAAUUGCAGGAUCUUACGUGGAACGAAGAACUCUUCAGAUAUUGUACCUUACCUCAGAUCGUAAAAUAUGUUGAAUGCUUCACGGGGCCCGACAUCAUGGCUAUGCACACCAUGCUGAUCAAUAAACCUCCAGAUACAGGCAAGAAAACCUCUCGUCAUCCUUUGCAUCAGGAUCUCCAUUAUUUCGCCUUCCGUCCUGCCGACCGAAUUGUUUGUGCCUGGACUGCAAUGCAAAGGGUGGAUCGGAGAAACGGAUGUUUGGUUGUGUUGCCGGGGUCUCACAAGGGCUGUCUGAAGGAGCACAAGUAUCCGGAUUGGAAGGAUGGUGUCAACAAGAUGUACCAUGGGAUACACGAUUAUGACAAGAGUCUUCCCAGAGUCUACCUCCCCAUGGAGAAAGGAGACACGGUGUUUUUCCACCCCUUGAUCAUUCACGGUUCUGGAAGGAAUAGGACCGAAGGAUUUCGAAAGGCUAUUUCUUGUCAUUAUGCUAGUAGUGAUUGCUACUAUAUCAACAUCAAAGGGACCAGCCAGGAAAAUAUAGAGAAGGAAAUUGAAGAGAUUGCAAGGCGGAGGUAUGCUCUAGGUGGUUCAUCGUUCACUCUGAAAGAUGCUUCUAUGAUACGAAGUCGACUUGUUAAAGGAAAGAGAAAAAAUCUUUAAAUGCCAUUACAGAUCCCUUCCCAAGGAAAUUUGGGAGAAUUCAGCAUUUAUUUCUUCUUACUUUUUGGAAAGGCUGUUCAGUUAGUAAUAAUCUCGAAGCGCUUUGGGGGCUGGUUGUGUUAGGAAAUGGAUUAAAGGCUGCAGUGCUACAGUAGUGGCCAAAAUUGUGGAAACCUCUGGGGAAAAGUGUACAGUAGAAAUGCCAUCUUUGGUUAAGUUUCCACCCAUUUUUCUUCUAGUUUCUUUAUAACGGUAGCCUUGUUCACUUAAUAAUA